Molecule: messenger RNA, 2047 nt
Organism: Nerophis lumbriciformis (worm pipefish)
Lineage: Eukaryota; Metazoa; Chordata; Actinopteri; Syngnathiformes; Syngnathidae
Biological process (GO): regulation of gene expression
Cellular component (GO): nucleus
Source: RefSeq, a predicted model, not a curated record
GAAAAAGGCGGAAGCGUGCAGCAAGAAGAGCGAGACAAACUAACUAACAAUAGCUACCAGAGAAAGACCAACUAACUAACAGUAGUUACCAGAGAAAUACUAACUAACGAACACUAGUUACCAGAUAAAGACUAACUAACUUACAAUAGUUACCAGAAAAAGACUAACUAACAAUAGCUACCAGAGAAAGACUAACUAACUAACAGUAGUUACCAGAUAAAUACUAACUAACUAACUAACACUAGUUACCAGAGAAAGACUAACUAACUAACUAACAAUAUUUACCAGAUAAAUACUAACUACUAACAAUAGCUACCAGAGAAAGAGAAAGUAACUAACAAUAGAGAAAGGUAAAGUAAGAAUAGUAGUGGUCGCUGGGAAGAAGAGAAGAUGCUAGAAGAGUUGGUGAAGGAGCGUCUGAUGGCGGCUGCAGAUGACAUACUGGCUCUGUUUGCUAGAACCAUCGCCUCUUACGAGGACCAACUCAGUCGCAGCAGAGAGGAGAAGAAGGAGGAAGUUAGUCGCAGCAGCAGAGAAGAGAAGAAGAAGAAGAAGGAGCGACAUGGCUUGGAAGAGCUCUGCAGAACUGGCCUUGUGUUGGACAAUGAAGAUGGACGUCCUCAAAGGGGGAGCUCCACCCUGGAGCAACAUGAGCCACAGCCCCCUCACAUGAAGGAGGAAGAGGAGUGGAGCACUCAGGAGGAGGCUUAUGCCCCCGAGUGGAGCGUUGUGUGUGUGAAGGAUGAAGAGUCCUCACAGCUUCAUGGCAGUGAGGAGACCAGGGGGGCGGAGCCUCCAGGAGCAGACAUGCUGUGGUCCCACCCCCCUGAGGACCAGCACACCCAAGGAGAAGGAGCGGAGGUGGAAGGUGAUGUCCAGAAAGGUUGUGGCAGGAAGCGAGUGACUUGUUCUGUUUGUGCUCAGAGUUUCUCCAAGAAGAACAGUCUGACCCAACACAUGCGCUCGCACACGGGGGAGAAACCUUUCAGCUGCUCCGUUUGCCACGAACGCUUCGCUCGAAAGCCCUACUUGGUCACGCACAUGAGGACGCACACGGGAGAGAAACCCUUCAGCUGCCCCGUCUGCGGCCGCAGGUUCUCGCAGCAGGGAGCCAUCAUCUUUCACAUGCGCACGCACACGGGAGAGAAACCUUUCAGCUGUUUGGUUUGUGGCGAACGCUUCGCUCGGAAGUCCAACAUGGCGUCGCACAGGCGAACCCACUCGGGAGAAAAACUCUUCAGCUGUUCGCUGUGCGGGCAACACUUCUCUCACCAGUCCCAUGUGGCAAAGCACCUGGAGAAACACCACUGAGAGAAACCUUUUAGCUGCUCAGCAUCACAAAAAGGUGCUGUUUGGAUGUCCCGUUAAAGACCAUUGGAGAUCAGUCCAAGGAAGAAGUCUGUGAUAGUCAUGGAAUUCAAGAAAGAAAUCAUGACUUCUUGUCACAAUGUGUGUUGUGUCAGUGUGUACUCUACUGCUUGUGGAAAGUGUCUCAAGCUGCAAAGGAACAGAGUUGAACUUUCGUUUUGCUUUGAAGUAACCACCUUUCCAAGUCGCAGCCAGGGACCACAAUCCAAAUUAAAAGUGUUUGUUUUUGAACCAGUGAAAAAAAUGCAAAAGUUUUUACUCUCAUUGUCUAUUUCUGGUCCUCAAAUUCUUCCUGCAGGGCAGACAAUCCCAUGUUAUCCAAUAUCACAAAAGACUGAGUGUCCACAUUCUGUGGCAGUUUAGGCGACAUUGAAUGCCUGCCAGCGUCUUCCCUUUGGUAAAUACACCACUCAGUCCAGUCAGCAGGUGUCCUGUGACCAUGGUCUUCAUAGGUCCACAUCCUCCGCUGAAAGCCUCGCCAGGCACACAAGCCUCCACUUCUCCCAGGAGUCCCUCCUGUGUCCAGCAACAAUCAAGACAGGCACUGAACUCAGAAUCAGAAAUACUUGAUUAAUCCCCGAGGGGAAAUUACAAUUUUCAGCACAAUCCCAUUCAAGAUUAGACAAACAUUACAGGGAGACAGAACAGGACUGCUGACGGGUCUGCCAACUUCCGGCGC